Polypterus senegalus (gray bichir) is the source of this 6373-nucleotide messenger RNA. RefSeq names its product cytoplasmic FMR1 interacting protein 2 (gene cyfip2). The transcript has 31 exons. Gene Ontology annotation, molecular function: small GTPase binding. Lineage: Eukaryota; Metazoa; Chordata; Cladistia; Polypteriformes; Polypteridae. The record is from RefSeq and is a predicted model, not a curated record. Gene Ontology annotation, biological process: regulation of actin filament polymerization; axon guidance; cell projection assembly. Gene Ontology annotation, cellular component: synapse; neuron projection. The coding region runs from base 422 to 4183 and encodes 1253 amino acids.
CCAGGUGCGGCAUACUGAAGCUGUGCUGCGCAGAUAUACACCGAAAACGAUACUGCGCAGCACACUCCUAAUUCGGCGCUGCGCAGCCCAGCAUCGAGAGGCAUGCGGAGUCCCAGCGCUGCGCAGCUCAGCAUCGACAGGCAUACGGGGCCCAGCGCUGCGCAGCCCAGCAUCAACAGACAAUGUAGCGCAGCGCGGCGCCUUUGAGGAAAUCCACUUGCAGCCAUUUUCUGCUCUUUGUGUCUCUCGGAAUAGGAGGCGGGCGGCGCGCUGGGCGCAGAGAGCAUCAUUCGCUCCGCCAUCCUGCACGCCUGAACGAAAAGGUUGCUGCCGUGAUCCUGGUUGGGGCGAUUUUCUGCAUCCUGAGAAAACGGGCAUGCGAGUGGCAGAAUAAGAGUUGAUUUGUUUACAAGCUGUUACCAUGACCACCCAUGUUACUUUGGAAGAUGCUCUCUCAAAUGUGGACCUUCUGGAGGAGCUACCCCUUCCAGACCAGCAACCAUGCAUCGAACCUCCACCUUCGUCCAUUAUGUACCAGGCGAACUUUGAUACCAACUUUGAAGACAGAAAUGCAUUUGUCACUGGGAUCGCCAGAUACAUCGAACAAGCCACAGUUCACUCCAGCAUGAACGAGAUGCUGGAGGAGGGUCACGAGUACGCCGUCAUGCUGUACACAUGGAGAAGCUGCUCCCGGGCCAUUCCACAGGUAAAAUGCAACGAACAACCCAACCGUGUAGAAAUUUAUGAAAAGACAGUAGAAGUUCUUGAGCCUGAAGUCACAAAACUGAUGAAGUUCAUGUACUUUCAGCGUAAAGCAAUUGAGCGGUUCUGUAGUGAGGUGAAACGCUUGUGUCAUGCUGAAAGGAGAAAGGACUUUGUGUCAGAAGCCUAUCUUUUAACGCUGGGGAAGUUCAUUAACAUGUUUGCUGUGCUUGAUGAGCUGAAAAACAUGAAAUGCAGUGUAAAAAAUGAUCACUCGGCCUAUAAAAGAGCUGCACAGUUUUUACGGAAAAUGGCCGACCCUCAGUCAAUUCAGGAAUCACAAAAUCUCUCGAUGUUUUUGGCAAAUCACAACAGAAUUACCCAGUGCCUUCAUCAGCAGUUGGAAGUAAUCCCUGGAUAUGAAGAGCUGUUGGCAGACAUCGUAAACAUCUGUGUGGAUUACUAUGAAAAUAAGAUGUAUCUGACUCCUAGUGAGAAGCAUAUGCUGUUAAAGGUGAUGGGAUUUGGUCUGUACUUGAUGGAUGGAAAUGUGAGCAACAUUUAUAAACUGGAUGCCAAAAAGAGGAUCAACCUUAGUAAAAUUGACAAGUUUUUCAAGCAAUUACAAGUGGUGCCUCUCUUUGGAGACAUGCAGAUAGAACUUGCCAGAUACAUUAAGACCAGUGCUCACUAUGAGGAAAACAAAUCCAAGUGGACGUGUGCUCAGAGUAGCAUCAGCCCACAGUACAACCUUUGUGAACAAAUGGUUCAAAUCAGGGAUGAUCACAUUCGCUUUAUCUCUGAACUGGCCCGCUACAGCAACAGCGAGGUUGUGACAGGAUCUGGAUUAGACAGCCAAAAGUCAGAUGAAGAGUAUAGAGAACUUUUUGAUUUGGCGCUCCGAGGUCUUCAGCUGCUAUCAAAAUGGAGUACUCAUGUUAUGGAAGUGUAUUCGUGGAAAUUAGUGCAUCCAACUGACAAAUUCUGUAAUAAGGACUGUCCAGGAACCGCAGAGGAAUACGAAAGGGCUACCCGCUAUAAUUACACCAGUGAGGAGAAAUUUGCUUUAGUAGAAGUGAUUGCCAUGAUAAAAGGACUCCAGGUACUCAUGGGUAGGAUGGAAAGUGUCUUCAACCAAGCCAUAAGGAAUACUAUUUAUGCAGCCUUGCAGGAUUUUGCUCAGGUGACACUUAGAGAGCCUCUACGACAAGCUGUCCGGAAAAAGAAAAAUGUACUUAUAAGUGUUCUUCAGGCAAUAAGAAAGACAAUUUGUGACUGGGAGGGAGCCCGUGAACCACCGAAUGACCCUUGUUUGAGAGGUGAGAAGGAUCCUAAAGGGGGCUUCGAUAUCAAGGUGCCUCGGCGAGCAGUGGGGCCGUCAAGCACACAGCUUUAUAUGGUGAGAACUAUGUUGGAGUCUCUCAUCGCUGACAAGAGCGGCUCCAAGAAAACAUUAAGAAGCAGCUUGGAUGGGCCAAUAGUCCUUGCAAUUGAGGAUUUCCAUAAGCAAUCCUUUUUCUAUACUCAUCUGCUCAAUUUUAGCGAAGCCCUCCAGCAGUGCUGUGAUUUAUCCCAACUUUGGUUCAGAGAAUUCUUCUUAGAGUUGACAAUGGGACGUAGAAUCCAGUUUCCAAUUGAAAUGUCAAUGCCAUGGAUUUUGACAGACCAUAUUCUGGAGACCAAAGAGCCUUCUAUGAUGGAGUAUGUUUUGUACCCCUUAGACCUCUACAAUGAUAGUGGAUACUAUGCCCUGACCAAAUUUAAGAAACAGUUUUUGUAUGAUGAAAUUGAAGCUGAGGUGAAUCUUUGCUUUGACCAGUUUGUUUACAAAUUAGCGGACCAGAUUUUUGCUUAUUAUAAGGCAAUGGCUGGCAGUGUUCUUCUAGAUAAGCGAUUCAGAGCAGAAUGUAAGAACUAUGGAGUGAUCAUUCCGUACCCCCCAUCCAACCGCUAUGAAACACUUCUUAAGCAAAGACAUGUUCAGCUUCUCGGAAGAUCCAUUGAUCUUAACCGAUUGAUUACACAAAGAAUAUCAGCGGCAAUGUAUAAAUCUCUGGAUCAUGCAAUUAGUCGAUUUGAGAGCGAAGAUCUCACAUCUAUAGUGGAAUUGGAAUGGCUGAUAGAAGUGAAUCGCUUGACCCAUCGUCUCCUCUCCAAGCACAUGACCCUCGACAGUUUUGACGCCAUGUUCAGGGAAGCCAAUCAUAACGUGUCAGCUCCGUAUGGGCGUAUAACGCUUCAUGUUUUUUGGGAGUUGAACUUUGACUUCCUUCCAAACUACUGCUACAAUGGAUCCACAAACAGGUUUGUACGGACCGCCAUUCUUUUCACUCAGGAGCCACAAAGAGACAAGCCAGCAAAUGUCCAGCCCUACUAUCUUUAUGGGUCAAAGCCAUUGAACAUUGCCUACUCUCACAUCUACAGCUCAUAUAGAAAUUUUGUGGGGCCACCUCAUUUCAAGACAAUAUGCCGGCUCCUCGGAUACCAAGGCAUUGCAGUGGUAAUGGAGGAACUUCUCAAAAUUGUCAAAAGCCUGCUUCAAGGCACAAUUCUGCAGUAUGUAAAAACAUUAAUAGAAGUGAUGCCCAAAAUAUGUCGCCUGCCAAGACACGAGUAUGGCUCUCCAGGAAUUUUAGAGUUUUUUCACCACCAGCUGAAGGACAUAAUUGAAUACGCAGAACUGAAGACGGACGUAUUCCAGAGUCUCCGAGAAGUGGGGAACGCAAUCUUAUUCUGUUUGCUCAUUGAGCAAGCUUUGUCCCAAGAAGAAGUGUGCGAUUUACUUCAUGCUGCGCCAUUUCAGAACAUCCUGCCCAGAGUGUACAUAAAAGAGGGAGAGCGCUUAGAAGUCAGAAUGAAACGACUAGAAGCGAAGUACGCGCCGCUUCACCUGGUCCCACUUAUAGAGCGUCUGGGGACGGCACAGCAAAUUGCUAUUGCAAGAGAAGGAGACCUUCUGACCAAAGAGCGCCUUUGUUGUGGUCUGUCAAUGUUUGAGGUCAUCCUCACCCGGAUCCGCAGCUACCUCCAGGACGCAGUGUGGAGGGGACCACCACCGACCAAUGGGGUGAUGCAUGUGGACGAGUGCUUGGAAUUUCAUCGCCUCUGGAGCGCCAUGCAGUUUGUUUAUUGCAUCCCGGUGGGGACGAACGAGUUUACAGCUGAACAGUGCUUCGGAGAUGGGCUCAACUGGGCCGGUUGCUCGAUAAUUGUGUUACUAGGACAGCAACGACGAUUUGACCUCUUCGACUUCUGUUACCACCUUCUCAAAGUGCAACGGCAAGAUGGAAAAGACGAAAUCAUCAAAAAUGUGCCACUGAAGAAGAUGGCAGACAGGAUCAGAAAGUACCAAAUUUUAAACAAUGAGAUCUUUGCCAUCCUGAACAAGUACAUGAAAGCGGUGGAGACGGACAGCUCGACGGUGGAGCAUGUGCGCUGCUUCCAGCCUCCGAUUCACCAGUCGCUGGCCACCACCUGCUGAGACGUGGCACCGAGCACCCAGCGCUCCUGUGGAUCAUCGACUGACUGCACCGGGUUUUUCUGAAAGCUGGCAUCGGAGUUCUGCAUUUGCCCUGCGCACACCGGCUGAUGACGUGGGCCUGUUUGCCUUGCGUGGUCGAUCAAGAUGUUUAGUUUGAAUUACGCAUGCACCUGUUAAAUACAUUCCAAAAGUUUACACUGGAUCUGGAGGCGGUGGGCAAAAAUCCGGCAUAAAAAGCCAACGCUAAGUCACUUCUUUGGUUUGGAUGUUACCUGCUGGUGGGCCUGCAGUUGAUUCAUGGUAAAGUCUGUUCAUUCCUAAGUUGACUCGUGCACCGCCUCGUUUCUUUACCCCCACAUUGACUCGAGUUUACUCGAUGUAAACGAGCUUCGAUGAUGUUAUCAACUACUCCACCAUUUCAAAGUCUUUUGUUGUAAGACAAGCAUUAUAGGAGAACGCAAGCACCUUGUCUUUCCCGCUCUGCACUCGUCUCAUGCUGCCUUAAAAAUGCCUUUAGCAGCCAGUUUUCUGUAUACAGACGGGUGUCGGUUAGCGUAGGGUUUGGCAUUUAUGUGCAGUAAAAAAUGUUUCCGCUUUCCUGAAAAUAUGCAGGUGAGAAUUAAAACGUAGUCUUAGAUGUAUGUUGAAAUGUGAAAACUGAUGUUACCUUGAGCUGGGAUAGUCACCUAAUUCGACUGAGAGCGAUUUUCAUUUUUAAAAUUACGGUUAGGUGUCUACCGGUCUGUGCAAUUCUUACAUUUGCACGUCUCCCACACACUCGUGUACCACACAUGAGAGACAAGAAUUUAAAACUGCACACCCUGCCCACAGCAUGCUCUCCCAUGGAGAUGGCGGCAGCGGCUUUCUUCUGUCAACCUUGAUGGAAAGAUUAUUGUCUUGGAAGGAUCAGAAGGUAAGAAAACUCUCUGUUGCUGAUGGUGGUAUCAAUAGCACAUUUAAUGAUGGAGGCCAGUCAACAAGGACUACAACAGGGAGACCGAGGGGUGGUCUGGUGAUGCAGAGUCAAUUUCUGCCAGGUGCCCGCUGAGUGACCGUGCUAAUGUGAGAUUGAAGACCAUUUUCUCAAUGGUUGGACGCGUCUUUGAGUUCACCCUGUGACAUUUGGCUUUGUUUCCUGCCCUCCACCCUGGUACUGGUGGGCCAGACACUCUAAAUUGGCAAUGCCUGUGCAUUUAUGUGUCACAGUGGGCUUUGCUUCCAAGUUCUCCAGUUUCUUUCUACAUCCCAAAGACAAUUGGAGUGACUUGACGCCUGCUCGGUGUGAAUUGAACUGGUGUCCUGGUUCCUGUGGCAUUGCCAUCAGCUUGUGCUUCCGCUCCGUUUAACUCUCUACUGAUAAUAAUCGUAGAAAACUGAUGUAUCGAUCGUUCACACUGCUUUUCUCCCACAUUUAAAUUUUUAGAUGGCUAACUUUGCACGAGGCAGGGCGGCGUAGUGAGGUUGUGGGAUCAGAUCCCACUACUGACACCAGUGUGUGAUCGUGUGCAAAUCACUUGACCUGCCUAUGCUCCCACUGCAAAAACAAAAGAAAUGGAACCAGUCGUAUCUCAGAUGUCGUAACUCUUCUUGGAUAAAGGCAUCAGCCCGAUAAAUGAUCAUAAAUCAAUGUAACAUCUUUAAAGGCUUAAUGUUUAAAUGAACCCUUCCUCCAUUUUGUAACUCACUUGCAGCAUUGCAGGGUUGAUGAGAGGUUUAUCCAGUACUUGGUGGGCCACCAGAAUGGCAGAAGGCUUGCAGACCCCAACCCAAUGUAAAGUCACCACAAACGUUAGAUGAAGUAAAAAACUGAAGGUACCUGGAUGAACCCCCUGACACACACACACACACAUACACACACAGGGAGAACAUUCAAGCUGUACAUCCUUAGUGAGCAGGCUGGGAACUGAACCAGUGUCCUCGAGCUGUCAGGCAGCAGCAGUCACCUCUGUACCCCGUGUCACCCCCAUUGACAUAUCCAGCGGCUCAAAAUCAGCAGGUCACCGGGUGCCAGUCUAUCACAGGGUGAACACACAGCCACACACCAAAAACACACUAGGGCCAAUUUAGCAGGGAAGACCUGGGACACAAACCCUGGGCUUGUAGUUUUAAGGCAGAAGUGUAUGUACUGUAUAUAUGUAUAUAUAUAUAUAUAUAUAUAUAUAUAUAUAUAUAUAUAUAUAUAUAUAUAUA